Pogona vitticeps (central bearded dragon) is the source of this 6442-nucleotide messenger RNA. RefSeq names its product G2/M-phase specific E3 ubiquitin protein ligase (gene G2E3). Gene Ontology annotation, molecular function: ubiquitin-protein transferase activity. Lineage: Eukaryota; Metazoa; Chordata; Lepidosauria; Squamata; Agamidae. Gene Ontology annotation, cellular component: nucleus. The record is from RefSeq and is a predicted model, not a curated record.
CGGGAAAAAUGUCGUGAAAGCCACGAUAGACGAGCGUUCGAUCAACGGAUGGAACGACAAAAGGGCGGAGCUCCAGUCUCGUCCCUUUUGUGACGUGAGCGGAUGUUGGCGUUUGAAUGCUCCGGCGGUUAUUUUGGAGAGGACGCGAGCGUGGAGGGGAUGACUGAGUGAGGGCGAAGAAGGGCCGACGGAGCAGGGCGAAGUGGUGGCGGCGGCGGCGGCGCCUUUCUUGCGUCUUCCUUUCUAAAUACAGGCGGUUCUUCUCCGCUUCCCCCGGGAGCUGGAAGCCUCUUGGAGCGUCUGCGAUGCUGUUACCGAAUGCAUUAAAACAAAACAAUCCUUCCAGGAAAUUCUACCUGUACAGAUGAAAUUACUGUUGAAGUAUUUACAGUUUGUGGAACUUGAAUGCCAGUGGACACUGUUUAGAAAAGGGUAUUUUAUAACAAGCACCAAAAGAGUUGGGAGAAUACUAGGAUGAGUGAUAACAUUACUGACUCUCUUCAGAACGUGGCCUGUGAAUUCUGUCAACGGGCUGAUGACUGUCCUGAAAAAUAUGGGGAAAGGAGGACUUACAAGGAUUAUAAUAUCACUGUUCAUUAUUACUGUGUGUUAAUGUCCAGUGGGAUUUGGCAGAGGGGUGAAGAUGAAGAAGGUUUUUAUGGGUUUUUACCUGAAGACAUCCAAAAAGAAGUUAAUCGUGCUGCAAGGCUGAAAUGUACUAUCUGUAAGAAAAAAGGUGCCUCAAUUGGUUGUGUGGUAUCCAAGUGCAAACGAAGCUACCACUUUCCUUGUGGGGUAGAGAACGGAUGCAUUUUCCAAUACAGGGGCAAUUUCCCAUCAUAUUGUUGGAAGCAUCGUCCCACUCAGAAACGUCCUUCUAAUAGUAACGGGUUGUCACAAUGUACAAUAUGUUUGGAGCUGGUUGAACAUGCACCAUCGUACAACAUUUUGACCAGUCCAUGCUGUAAAAAUGCUUGGUUUCACAGAGACUGCUUGCAGUGUCAAGCUCUGAGUGCAGGAGUAUUCUUCUUCAGAUGCCCAGUGUGCAAUAAUAAAGAGAAAUUUCAGAAUGAAAUGUUAAGAAUGGGCAUUCAUAUUCCAGAAAAAGACGCCUCCUGGGAAUUAGAAGAGAAUGCAUACCAGGACCUUCUUCAAUGUUACCAACACUGUGAUGUCAAAAGAUGCCUCUGCAAAAAUGGAAGAGAUUUCAGUGAACCUGAUAGUAAAUGGGAAAUAAAGCGCUGUCAGUACUGUGGUUCCAGUGGGACACAUUUGGCGUGUUCCUCACUAGCAAGCUGGGAGCAAAAUUGGGAAUGCAUUGAAUGUAGAACCAUCCUUGCCAAGUCACAUGGGAAUUGUCACAAAAGGCGAAAGCGUUCUUUGCGUAUAUCAGAAAAAACAGAUAUUGCAGACAAUUUACUGGAAGAUCCAUCCCCUAAAUGUCCAAGAUUAUCUCCUGGAUCUCAUCUUGGCUACCUUGUUAGGCCCCCAAAGAUUAUAUACCCCAGUGCCUUUACUCAGGGUUCUCAACUGGAUCUUCCCUCUUCUGAAAACAGACUGUUAUCCCCACCCUCCUUGAUCAGUCCUUCAGUGAGGAAUCUGUCACUAAGAAAAACGCAACUCGGAGUGCAGAAAAGAGAAGUCUCCAAUAUUCUGAGGGAGUUAAGAUUACAAAUUAAUACCAAACCAACCAGAUUAAAUAUUAAUAGACAAAACAUCUGGGAAAGUGCCUUAAAGGGAUUUCAGAAACGGAACUUCAAUCCAGCCAAUACUAUUGAAGUAAAGUAUGUGAACAAAAGGACUAAAAUAGAGAUGGACAGUUAUUCAUCAAAGGAGGAUUUUUUUCAAUUAUUAAUGUGUCACCUUCAGAACUCAUCACUCUUUGAAGGCAAUUUUUCAAAGAAUUUGUCUUUUGAUUCUCAAGCUCUUCAAGAUAAUUUAUACUAUGAAGCUGGAAGAAUUAUUGCAGUUUCUCUGGUUCAUGGAGGUCCAUCUCCUAGCUUCUUCUCCAAAACCUUGUUUAACCUCCUUGCUUACGGCACAGAGAAUGUGAAACCAACCAUAGAAGAUGUUGCAGAUGUUAAUGUUUUGCAGACUAUAGAGAAGAUAAAAUCUGCAACAACUGUGAGCAGUUUAGAAUCAGCAUUAAGUGAUUGCUCUGACUAUCUCAACACUGCUGGAUGUUUAAAGCCUGUAGCAGCCUUAUAUGAUAAGGAUGUGCUGGUGAAUGAGAUACUGAAUUACCAUGUCAUCAGGAGAACUCACUUACCUUUGGAAAGCUUUCAGCAAGGUUUGAAAACACUUGGUAUUUUGGAAAAAAUUCAGAUGAAUCCUGAUGCAUUUUGUAGCAUAUUAUGUUACAAGCCUGAAAAGCUUUCCGCAAAACUUCUUGGUGAUCUCUUUACAAUUCACUGUUUGCCAGGAACAGACAAAGCCAGAAGUCUUGAUUUCUGGAUGGGUUACUUGCAGGAGACAGAAGGUGGCGAGUCAGCUGUAACUCUGGAGGACAUCUUAGUGUUUGCAACUGGCGUCCGUAAUAUUCCACCUAUUGGUUUUGAUCCAGAGCCUUCAGUUAAUUUUCUGCACAUAAAGUGCCCCAUUGGAAAGAGACACAUUAACUGUUUAGAGCUUCCAAUAACAGAGUCUUAUAAGAAGUUUAAAAGAAUUCUUGAUUUCUCCAUCAGAAAUAGGUUUGUCAAUACAACAGACACUAAAAGUUGAACAAUGAAGCACGUAUGAAGCAUGCUAGCUGCUACUGGAUAACACAAGCAUUCAUCCUCACAGGUCUAAAGUUGAUCAUGGACAUGACUUCAGUCUUUACAUUUUGAACAUGUUUGAAAAUGGUGAGCAAACAAAGCUUUUAAAACAGUUUUGUAUUGCUGUAUUUUUUGAUACUUGGUUCUAAUCUAAUUUUUCAUUCAAUUCUGUAACAUUCACUAGUGUAUGUACUGUACAUUCCAUUUUACCUUAUUAACAAUUAUAAAUCAAAAUUACUGACAACUAAAUUAGGAAUGCUUUCUAAUUCGUUUAGUAUUUCCAGGAAAUCAUACUUUUAUGAUUUUGACCUGUUGAUGUAGUACACUGCUGAGUAGAUUAUUUUGCAUAUUAAAAUAAUUUCAAGUAUUUAGCUAUUGUGUAUGUGGAAUCAGGAAGCUAAAGAUAUUACCUCAUUUUUAACCUUAUCAAAUAUUGUUAAAAGUAACAGAAUUUUACAGUGUUUAGUAUAGCUGUGGUAUGAUGCCCAGCUACGCUGGUUAUGUUCCCAUUCUACAACUAUUCCAAGCUUAAAGACUAUUAUUCAGUCAGUGCUUUGUUUGAAAACAUGUGCAAUUAAUUUGAUUUCUAAAGCUCCCCUGCAGAUACUUCAUACAUAGGCCAAAAAGAGUAUUAAACUCUAUAAACAAGGUGAUGGGAUAAUUUGCCUGUUUAUAGUAUCUCAGGUAUGAGACAGAAUCAUAUAAAACAAGUGGCAAUGACUUGGAUCCAAAGUAGCAGAAGGUUGCUUCUGCUCCAACUAGAGCUUUUAUGCUUCCCCUCCCCUGGAGAACAACAAAGUUCCUUACAGAGCUUGGCACUCUCUGGUGUCACUUCUUGAGUAGCGUGAGUCAGUACCCAAAACAUAGUUUGGCCCUUGAAUUUAAUCACAAUGAUAGAGAUCCCUCCCAUGAGAAUAGAGAGAGCUGGGUUUUGUCCAUGUUUAAACAUUUCGUACUGCAAAUAAUUUGUGGUGACAGUUCCACUGGAUUUUUAAUUACUAUUUUAUUUUAAAGAUAAGAUUAUGAUAGUAAGCACCCCAAUCAACUAUGAAAGCAGGAGCCACCAUUACAUACUCCUCAAUUAAUGACAACAGCAAUUCUUAAGUUCAACCUUUGAGAAAAUAGACACCACCACACCAGAAAGUAUUUAAGUAAAACUGCUCAAAAGAAAAAAGAAUAAGAUAUAUCAAGAUAAAGCAGUCACGAGGUUCAUGCAUAAGCAACAAUUUAUCAAGCUUCAAAGAGAAAGGCCAGGAGCAAGUCCUGGGAUCUGCAGCUGUGGAACUGCAAAGCACAUAUCCAGCUGCAGCCAAAGAACACCCUUCAUUUCCUGGACAUCAGCUUUUAAAGAUACUCAUCACUAUCUCCAAUGAUUACUAAGACAUGUUACUUAUGCCAAAUCUAAAUAAUUAUGCUAGGAUCUGAAUGACUGGUUCCAGUAAACAAAUCAGAGCACAUGCCCAGCACCUCAAUGAUAACCUGUUAGCCCUUCUAAAAUCUGGUAGACAUAAUAUACUCAUCUCUAUUUCCCUAAAGUAUAACAUUCUAAAGUGUUAGGCUUGAUUUAAUAUUAAUAUAAUUAAUUGUGCACAAACUUAUUCCAGUGAGAAACAGUACAUAGGACUCUUCCAAUUCUGUGUCUCAUGAAGAGAGCUUGAGCUACUUAGUGUUGCACUUAGAGGUGUAAAUGUUUCAAAAGUUUUCAGUCUGUAGGGGAAAUGAUCUUUCUAUUAGCCAACAUUUGGGAGAAAUUUAACAUGUACACUUUUUAAAAUCAAAUCUAAAAUUAUUGUAUUAAUAGUUCAAAUACUGUAUCUAUAACUUGGCAUGUAACAUUUUGCUAAUUGAAAUGCUUACACAAUUUGCAGAACAGUUUUAUGCAUGUUUACUCAGAAGCAGAUACACUUUCUUGGUUGAUGCUUCCUCCCAGAUAUGCAUAGACGUGUUAGUCAUAUAAGGGGAAAAACUCAGACACAAGAGGCAGAGCACAUAUUUGUUUCUAUUAUGUCAAAACUAGAACAAAGUGCAUGCAUCACAAGAAAGAAAAUGGCAAUGUUACGAGUAAUUACUUGCCUUAUGGGUAGGGGGAGGAAAGGGGGAAAACAACUCAGAUAUUAAUUCUUGAAAACAAAAUUAUAGUUCCUAUAUUGUUCAGUUAGAAAAGAAACAACUUAGGGAGAGGAAGAAUGAUUGCUGUCAAGUGCCCGUUUGAAAAAAUAUUUUUGGAAACACAAACUAAUCUCUUUUGAGAUGCUUUACAAGGUGUAAAUAUAACUUUAAGUCACAAAACUUAGGCUUGAUAAAAUAUAUUUUUCUCUAAGGUGACCUAGUAAGACUAUAUUUUAUCUGAGGCAACUGUGUUUCGCUAUUGAUUUUGAUAUGUUGUAAGAAGAAAGCCUCUGCACUCAGACAUCCACUGUUAAAGUGAAUAAUUUCUCACAUGUCUAAAAGCUCCUGAGCUUAUUUUGGCAAUACAUUCUCAGUUACAUGUGACAAAGUAAGAAUGUUUAUUCUUUCUUAAUAGCAAAUUGACAUGCCUUAGUGCAAGCAUCUUUUGAAGGUUUUAUGUUCCAUUUAUUGAUCUACCAUGAAAUAUGGCAAACUGCUGCCUAAGAAACAAUAGCACAAAGCCUUGUUGUAAAUUCAGGACUAGCUGUGUGGUCUUAAGUCCUGUAACCCCCUUUUUUCUGUGAGAGGAUCAUGCCUGUCUGUAGAAAAUAAUUAGUCUAAAAUACUAUUACUGAACUCUGCUAAAUUAUCACUGUCCGAUAUUCAUUUGUUUUGGAAAAAAGCAGUACCAUAACACUGGACUAUAUGUCUGAUAAGAAAACCACAGUUUGUUCUUCAGCAUCCCAUUCUUUCACAUUUCCUCAUUCUAAAAAACGUAAUAAGAUUUUUGUCAGUAGAAUCAGUAUAUGUACAGUAUAUUUUGUUGAACUGGCCCAUUCAAAAUAAAAAAUUCUGUUAGAUCACUGUUCUUGUCUUAAAACUUGUGUGCACAAGAUAUAGGAAGCUUAUGUUCUUGUUGUGAUUACUUGAAUCUUUACUAGACUAUGUAAUAAGCUAUCUGUAAAUCUUUACUAGACUAAUAUUUUAUAUAGUACAGAAAAUGAAUGCUGUUAAUUAAAGAGCGUGCAUACAUAUAUGUCACUUCAAGACAACAGUAUUCUUUAAGUAGCUCAGGUAUUUGAAGGGGACUUCACUGGAUGCCUUAAUCAAACCAAUCAAAAAUGCACACUUCUGAACAAACUAGUCACAAAAAACAAACAUUUUAUAUGGGUGGGAAAAUUAAACUUGGCAUUGUUAUACUAGUGUGGAAUAAAUAUUGCAUGUACAGUGACAAAUUUGUAAAUAUCAAGUUUUUCUUAUUUCCUGAAGCCUGUUAUACAUAUUGUUCUUAUGUUACUUGUAGCAUUACAUUAUGGGAGAACUGUCAUGUGUUUAUGUAAAGUGCAAUAAAUCAAGGUUCUAUUAGUUAACAGUAUUAAAUAUAUAUGCAUUCAAACACAGCUAGACUUCAUUCUUUAGCAAAUGUUCUGAAUAUACUGAGUUCUGGUGUUGCAUUGUUUGAUCUGGGGUCAUCCUACACUGUUCAGUAUCACAACCAGAAAAAUUAUGGUGGGUGAAAUAAGGCUGAUCACUGAAGAACUGAUGCUUUUGAAUUGUGGUGCUGGAGGAGAGUCCCC